Messenger RNA from Medioppia subpectinata, 1713 nucleotides. Lineage: Eukaryota; Metazoa; Arthropoda; Arachnida; Sarcoptiformes; Oppiidae. The record is from the annotation of a GenBank genome assembly.
AUGAUUAAGGGAGUAUUAUUAGAGUGCGAACGGGUGGCCAUACAAGUGGCCAUAGGGGCGGGUGCUCUGAUACGGUCAGCUCGAUCGGCCGGGCGUCUAGAGAUCUCGGCCAAAGAGUCUGCCGUAGAUUUAGUCACCGAAACGGACAAACAGGUGGAGCGGUAUGUAUUUGAUAGCAUAAGACAACACUUCCCUAACCACCGGUUCAUCGGCGAAGAGUCCCGGUCUGAAGGCACCGGCACUGAGCCCCGGGGGCUGACCUCUGACCCCACAUGGAUUAUAGACCCCAUCGACGGUACCAUGAAUUUCGUGCACAACAACCCCAACACAUGCGUUAGCAUAGCGCUGGCCGUCGGCGGCCAACCGGUAGUCGGUGUGAUAUACGGACCGUUUCUGGACAAGCUAUACACCGCCCGAUUGGGUGCCGGCGCCCGGUGUAACGGCCAACCAAUCACCGCCCGCACAAACUGUCGCAAACUAUCCGACGCGAUGCUAAUCACAGAGAUGGGCAACCAUCAGGAGCCCGACCAGCGCCGGGCUGUUAUGGCCAACAUAGAGGCCAUUAUCUGGCGGUCACACGGGUUCAGGUGUAUGGGGUCGACGGCUCUACAGCUGUGUUGUUUGGCCGAAGGGGCGGCCGACGGCUUUUGGCACUUUGGUAUACAUGUGUGGGAUUACGCGGCCGGAGGUCUCAUAUUGACUGAGGCCGGGGGUGUAGUGUUGGACACCCAGGGAGGGCCCAUUGACUGGUGCCGUAGGCGUGUGUUGGCCGCCAGUUCACCCGAGUUGGGUCAAGAGCUGAGUGCGGCCCUCAUCGAGCAUUUAGAAUCGAAAGCGAUGAUCACAAACAAUGUAUCGAUAAUCGAGUUUGACUACCGAUACGGGAGUUAUAGUACGUUUGAGAGCGGCACACAAAGACUAAUGAUUAUAACCAAGACUGAGCAAAGCUUUCAAAAGGUUUCAAAAAAAAAUAUGUUGCCCUAUAAUGCGGGCAAAUGCACUGGAAUGCGCGCUCAGCUCAUCCGAAUCAAUGUUGCUGCGUUUGAUGGCACGGCUUCCAGUACAACACUACUUUCCAUUGUAUAUACUACGAUCAACGAAUUGGCCACAAACGAGUCGGAUCUGUUCGGUGCGAUUGAUACGCUGAAGAAUCUGGAGACACUCAACAUUAAGAAAACCGGCGUUACCACAUUGCCCACAAUGAGUUUAUCGGGUUUAAGAAAUUUACAAAAGAUAAUGUUUUGGAAUAAUCCACUAAAGACUAUAUUUGCCGAUGCGAUCCAUAAUUUACCAUCCCUUACAAAGCUGACAUUCAAAGACAGCCCAAUAGAACGUGUGUCCGAACACCCCUUCACAAUUGGUCGUAACACUACUGACCAAAGUUUAGAAAUAGAGUUUGAUCCUUUACUAAACGACAGUUUCGACAGCAGUACGUUUGCGUCGAUCGGUUGCCCAACAACUAUACGACUGCUAAAAGGAUCGAUGAAAUACAUGAACAAGUGCGAACGGGUAGCCAUAGAGGUGGCCAUAGGGGCGGGCGCUCUGAUGCGAUCGGCGCGAUCGGGAGGCCGUCUGGUCGUCAGCACUAAAGCCAAUAACACAGAUCUGGUGACCGAAACGGACAAACAGGUGGAGCGGUAUGUCUUCGACAGCAUUCGCCGACACUUUCCCGACCACCGGUUCAUCGGCGAAGAGUCACGAUAUGAGGGCAAC